Molecule: messenger RNA, 1500 nt
Organism: Thermochaetoides thermophila DSM 1495
Lineage: Eukaryota; Fungi; Ascomycota; Sordariomycetes; Sordariales; Chaetomiaceae
Exons: 1
Coding region: 1-1500 (499 amino acids)
Cellular component (GO): mitochondrion
Source: RefSeq, a predicted model, not a curated record
AUGGCCCCCCACGGCGUUCGCUUCCCCAUCCGCAUGUCACCGUGUCGCCCCCGCGAAGUCACCUCGACCGACUACCACCGCUACUGGAGAAGCCACGAGGAAGAGGGCUACCUUGAGCGCUACUGGCCCGAUCAGCUCGACCACGAGGCCUGGAUCCCCAUCAUUCGCAAGAUGCUCGUUCAACGCUUCCCCGCCAUGGCCAACGCAAACAUCACCUACUUCGCCAAGGGUACCUUUAACCGCCUCUACAGCAUCACCAUGCCCAACUGGGACAAGAAGUACAUCUUCCGCGUGUCCAUCCCAGUCGAACCUUUCUUCAAAACCGAGAGCGAGGUCGCCACCAUGGUCUACGUCUACAAGAACACCACCAUUCCCAUCCCCCGUGUCGUCGCCUUCUCCUCCAGCGAUGACAACGAGCUCGGAUACGAGUGGAUCCUCAUGGAGAUGCUAGACGGCGUGCCGCUUCGCACCGUCUGGCCCGACAUGGACUUUGCGGCCCGAUGCCGUCUCUUUCGUGAGAUCGCCUAUCAUGCAAAGUCACUCCUUCGAUUGCGUUUCAGCAAGUUUGGCAAUAUCUAUUUCUCUGAGGUCGCUGAAUAUGUUAACGCCAUGGACUGUCCCGCGAAUAAUGAGGGAAUGGACACUGACCUAGGACCGAACGGACCAUUUGUGCUCGGUCGCAUCGUCUCCCAGGACUUUUUCUUCGAGAAGCGCGUCAACUACCCCGCAUCGCGCGGCCCUUUCCUCACCACUCGAGAACUGGUAGAAGAGCGCGUCAAGCUUCUCGAGAAGCGCAUUCAAGAUCUUGCCCCGGAGCCAGGCACACCGUUCUACUGCGAGAACGACCGCGAGCUCGCCCGCUAUCAGCCCCUCGUCCAAGACCUCUUUGACCAGCUCAAGGCCCUUGUCCCGCGUCUGGUCCCCCAUGACAAUGGCCCCGAAGAUGUCGGCGUCCUCUGGCACGACGACCUCUCCGAGCACAACCUCAUCGUCGAUCCUAUCACCUACAAGCUCGUAGGCAUCGUGGACUGGGAAUCCGUAAGCAUUCUGCCCGCGUACGAGACCUACGGCGGUCUUCCCGUCUGGAUCUCGGAUCGUGACUGGCGUCCGACCCCUCUUGUCCUUCUCUCUCGUGGAGUUCCCCCAAACGACGAGAUCAUUGCCGCCCAGAAGCGCCAGCGCGAGCUCGAGCUCGGCCCCAUCCGCCGCGAGUACUAUCGCAUCGUCGGCCCGCUGUACGACGCAACGUCCCUCGAGACCCAGCAGCGCGUCAAGAACAAGCAGGGUCUUGCCAAACAGCUUGAGAUCGCGUCCUUCCAGCACCGGCCCUGGGCGACGGCCAUGUGGCUUGUAGAGAAUGGGUAUGCGCGUGACCCAAAGCUGGCAGAAGGGAUUCGCACAUUGAUUAGUGGGGCCAUUACACCAGUUGAAGGGGCCACUAAGCUGGCAGAUGAUGCGGCUGCUGACGCAAAGGUUGAGGAUACUGAGGUUGUGGCUUGA